Messenger RNA from Bactrocera dorsalis (oriental fruit fly), 1519 nucleotides. RefSeq lists its product as uncharacterized. Bases 1 to 801 code for a protein of 266 amino acids. Gene Ontology annotation, molecular function: sequence-specific DNA binding. The transcript has 4 exons. Lineage: Eukaryota; Metazoa; Arthropoda; Insecta; Diptera; Tephritidae. The record is from RefSeq and is a predicted model, not a curated record.
AUGCGUUGUGCAGUGUUCGGUUGUAAUAAUAACAAUGGCAAAAAUAGUGCUACGAAGUGGAGAUUUUUUCAUUUCUCUAAGGAUAAAGCCGCAGUAAAACAAUGGAUUCAUUUUUGUCGUCGGACGGACAAAGUUAACGUUAAAAAUGCGUGCGCUUGUGAAGUGCACUUCGCGCCAGAAACUUUCGAAAGAAAUUUGCAGUUUGAAAUGGGUUUAAGUUCGCGGAAUCCAACGAAGUUGCUACCUAGCGCUUUUCCCACGUUAACCACUGCUCCUGCAGAGGCUAAUGAACGGCAGAAAAGGAUGGAGUCUCGUUCCAAAAAAGAGAUGUUGACAACAAUUUUGAAGAAUGCCGACCCUGUUGAAGUUAUUCAAGAAAACGAGGUUGGAGAGGCACCUCAAACUGCAGAAGAAGAGGUCAUCGAUGAGAAAGACGAGAAAAUACUGCGUUUGGAAACAGAAAUACAAAGGCUGAAUAGUGUUGCUAGCACUUUGAAUAAGUGCAAAAACGAGCAGUUAGCAGAAAUUAAACGCCUCAAGAUUUUCACUAAAACUGUGGAAUUCCAUAGAAAUAAUUUGGAGCAAAAACUUAGCUGCAUUUUCACCAACGGCCAGAUUGAAAAAUUAAGGGAUGGAAACAAACGGCGGAAUUGGAAAGAAGAAUACAUAGCUAAGUCGAUCACGCUAUGUUCAACGAGCCCAAAAGUGUACAAACUUUUAAGGAGAAACCACUUUCCUCUACCAGGUGUGCGCACUCUGCAAUGGUGGUCAAAAAAAGAGAGCCUUGCAACCAAUAUUUGACGACGUCAAUGGUACUGAAUUGCAUAUACAUAUGUACAAAUUACGUCCAGAAGCACAUAGAUUUAAGUGGUUUUGUAAAUUGUAGCUCGAAAAUAAAACAAUUAUUUUUCAGAGCUGGAAUGUAUUUUAGGAUUCGUUCCUUAAAUAAAAACUUAAUUGAACAUAUUGUUACGAAUUUACUGCUUGUUAGUUUACUUUGUUAGGUUCGUAUCUCUGGAUUGACAAAUAAAACCAAAACUGUUUAAUUUAAUUCAACAACUCUUUAUUUCACGAGUUGUCUACACUAUAUCAGUUUACUCUUAGCACUGGUUGAUUACGUUGGCGCUGCCACGGCUUAUAUAGCCACGCACUUCUCGCUGAUGCCGACGUGUCCUUCUAGAAUAUUGCGUCUGGAAAUUACCAGAACAUAAUGCUAUACGGCGCCAGACGCAAGCAGACAGUCGCGGCGCCAGACUCAGCAAUUGUUUAACUAGACAAGCAGACAGUGCGGCGCCAGAUGUCUACAACAAGACAAAUGCUAUUCCAUAUACCUACAACUAUUGUUCAUAAUAAGGGAUGCAUAUAGCAAUACAAAUACAAUUAAUACUACUUUUUGUAACAAUAUGUUUAGUAAAAAAAGAAAAUUAAAUAAAACAAUAAAUUGAUAUUUGGUUACAAAAUAUUCAAUCUUUUUUUUUACAUAAAUGUAUAUGGUUGAAACAAACACAGCAAAGAGACA